Messenger RNA from Dacryopinax primogenitus, 958 nucleotides. RefSeq names its product NADP-binding protein. Lineage: Eukaryota; Fungi; Basidiomycota; Dacrymycetes; Dacrymycetales; Dacrymycetaceae. The coding region runs from base 1 to 855 and encodes 284 amino acids. The record is from RefSeq and is a predicted model, not a curated record. The transcript is spliced from 4 exons.
AUGGCAGCGACCUUGGACAUCAAGGGCGAAGAUCUCGUCGGUGCGAAGGAAAAGGUGGUCAUCAUCACCGGUGGGAGCUCUGGCAUAGGCCUCGCUACCGUCGAACUCUUCUCCUCCCUCGGAGCGCACGUCUUCGUAGGGGAUAUCACCUCCCUUCCAAAAUUCUUCCCCAAAACCACCUUCCAGAAGACGGACGUCUCCCUCUGGUCUGACCUGUUAGAGCUGUUCGACGUCGCCUUCCAAGCACACGGAAGAGUCGAUAUCGUACUAGCGAACGCGGGCAUAGGUGAAAUCGCCGACCUGUUCGACCCUGUGCUAGACGAUUCGGGCAGGCCGAAAGAGCCGAACUACAAAACCCUGGAUGUGAAUCUAAAGGGUGUAGUGGGGUGUAUCAAGCUCGCGGUGUUCUAUAUGCGUAAAGGCGGUGGGGGCGGCGUGGGGGUUACGGGGAGUGUGGCGAGCUAUUUGGGAGAGGGGGUGCCGUUGUAUACUGCUACGAAACAUGGAGUCCUCGGUCUCGUCCGCAGUCUCGCCAGCACGCUCAAGAAUGACAACAUCACGAUCAACCUCGUGGCUCCCUUCUUUACCGACUCGGCAUUAAUGUACCCAUCCUUACGCACCUUCUGCACCUCCCGGAACAUCCCCGUCUCCCGCGCAUCAAGCGUCGCCAAAGCACUUGCGUACAACGCCCUCCGCGGUUCGGAGUGGACGGGGAAGGGUGUGUGGGUCGCGGCUGAUAAAUGGGGUGAAGUGGAGGUUGGACUUGAGGAAUCGAGGGAGAAGUGCUUAGGCGACGAAUUUGACGAGCUGAGGAAGAGGGCGUGGGGUAAGCAGGAAGAGGAGGGGAAGGAGUAGCCCGGAUGAAGGGAAAGCGGUGGGUUCCGAGAAUGAAAAUGGGAUGUUUAAUUAACACUCCUGAAUACUUUGCGGUACUUUCUACUUCCUAUCGAAAUGGGCG